AUGAGUGACCACGACACACCGGCUCCCAAGCGGACCAAGAGCAAGCCAGCUGCCAUCCUCCCAGCAGCGCAGGAACCGGCGUGUGAUGAGUGUCGGAUCCGCAAGGUGCGCUGCAACAAGGAAUAUCCCAAAUGCUCCAGUUGUCGCAAAUCCAACCUGGCAUGCGGCUUCUCCAACAAGGGAAAGCGAAUCAACCACACGAAGAAGCUAGUCAACGACGUCGAAGUACUUGGAAACCGACUGGGAAAGAUUGAAGCAGCCUUGCUUCGGUGUCUAUCGGUGGUGGAGGGCUCCAGGACACCCCCGAAUGGGACCACCGGACAGACUUCUACACAGUCGGAUGACGGUCAGGUCGACCUCUCUGACGACUCACAUUCGGAUGCAGACAGCCGGGACGCACGGUCGACACCUUCAGAUCAAUAUACACCGGUCGGGAGCGGUAGCCCGGCAUCCUUCUACCACUCCAGUCCCACUCUCUCUCUCUACACACAGGCCCAGGCGGCUUGUGAUCGUUUCAAAUCUUCCUUUCCCAUUCAGAGCCCACUGAGACAGUAUAGUCCGGUGUCACCAGAGCUACACGAGAGCCAACCGAGCAAUUUGCAGUCUCAGCUCAAGGAAGCAAGUGAGCUAUUCCAGAAACUGGCCCGUGAGAGCCCGGUCCUGUCGAUACCAGAGUCCGAUGGCCUCCCUCCUUGCCUGCCGCCACAGGGACUACUUCAAGCCUGCCUCGAAGCAUACUUUGUGCCGUUGGGCCCCUCCCUGCCCAUCUAUGACCGCUCGAGUGUCAUGGCCGCGAUCGAGGAGCAGUACAGUAUCGACUCGCCCGACCCGGCAUGGAUCAUCUCCUUCAGCACCAUUCUCCUUCAGGCGUUGGACGUGCAGUCCAGACCAAGCAGAUUGGAUGUCCGCGGCUCGCUGCGAGACGAGCUGAUCAGCAAUCUGCUACUCAACUGCCGGCGGGGCUACAAUAACUUUGAGAGGUUGUUAAGACCGCAAGUGGCCAACGUUCAAGCGCUGUUGAGCAUGGCUUUGGUUGCGCUGAAAUACUUCUCCCUGGCCACCUUCGAAGCGGUCUUCGCGCAGGCAUGCCAGUUGGCCAAAUCGAUUGGCCUGCAUCAGACCUCUGGUCUCGUCGACACCAUGGAGCGAAGAAAUCUGUUCUGGUCGCUGUUUAUCAUUGAUAAACAUAUGUCCCUGAUUGCAGGGAAGCCAGGUUUAUUGCCGUCUUACGACUGCGGGCUUGCACCUCCAGCCGCCAACUCCGGUCGUGUACUGGACGACCAGCUUGCUGCACGCAUUUCUCUCGCAUAUGUUCAAGAGGACAUGUACCGCAGCCUGUUCUCGGCCCGGGUCAGUCGCAAGGGUCGCGACCACAUUACCCGCCAGGCACAGCGCAUUGAUCAAAAGCUGGACGACUGGGAGGUGCAGCACGAACGCAAGCUCUCAUAUGCCAGCGACAUGCCGGCGGACGAAGCCGUCCACAAUUCGGAGUUGCGAUAUACUCUCUGUACUCUGCGAAUCCUCGUUCAGAGACAGAUAUCGGGUUCGGAUCAUCGACAUACGCGGCUCCGACAUGCUCGGUUCGGACUGGUACUGCUCAAGGAGGUGUGCGAGAGAAGACUACCCGCCAGUCCGCACUUGGGGAUCGCUAUGUAUCAAAGUAUCUGUGUGAACUAUUCCACCGUCCUCUUUCUCGAGCUCUUCAUCGGUCUUCUGGUGGAACCGCAGCAAGACCACCGCACGGACGUGGAGCUUCUCUCCUCGUUCGCAACACAUAUGGAUUGCUGUGCUGCACGAUCCACGUCUACCUCGUAUCCGUCCAAGAACUCUUACAUGGCCACUCUAUGUAGCCAGAUUGCCACCAAUAUCCAAAUGCUGCAUGACGGGAUCGCACCCCCGCUAUCGCUCUCGAUGCCAAACUCUCUGCCCGACUCUCCGGGAAUGACAACCCUGUCCAGUGCAUCUGCCUCUGCCUUUGAACCGGAAAUGAUGGAACCCUCAUCCGCCAUGGGGAUGCCCCUGUCCACCAUGGGCGAUCCCGGGUGGGACCUGUCACUGGCCCUGGGGACGCCAGUUGACAUCCACAAGAUGGACAGCCUACACAGCAAGGUCUACGGGCAACAGCCUUUUGACGCGCACAGCCCAUAUUCAGGGUUUGGGUAUUCGGAGCUGUCAGGGAUGCCUCCUGUGGAUUUUGACGCCAUGCUGGAUGCGUUUGCGUCGUAUCACCAGGGUAUGGGAGUGAUGCACUGA
Messenger RNA from Aspergillus clavatus NRRL 1, 2253 nucleotides. Its product is annotated as Zn(II)2Cys6 transcription factor. The coding region runs from base 1 to 2253 and encodes 750 amino acids. Gene Ontology annotation, molecular function: DNA binding; DNA-binding transcription factor activity, RNA polymerase II-specific; zinc ion binding. The record is from RefSeq and is a predicted model, not a curated record. NCBI's taxonomy places the organism in Eukaryota, Fungi, Ascomycota, Eurotiomycetes, Eurotiales, Aspergillaceae. The transcript has 5 exons. Gene Ontology annotation, biological process: regulation of DNA-templated transcription; DNA-templated transcription.